AUGCGAAGGCACACUAAAUCCAAACGUGGCUGUGAUACUUGCAAAGCGCGACACGUUAAAUGUGGGGAAGAACAGCCCCAUUGUCAGCGAUGUGUCAGUACGAAGCGCCAAUGCUCGUAUACACGCCCUGCGAGUGAUUCACCGCAGAGACAGCUUGGUCUUUUCCAAGAUUUUCUAUCACGAGAGCGCCCUGUGAUCAGUGCACACCGAGAGCGAAGGGCGUUCGAAUAUUACUACUAUCAAGCAGGUCCAGCGUUAUGUGGCGUACUGGACUCUGGUUUCUGGCGAACUUCAGUUCUGCAGAUGUGUCGAAAUGAGCCUGCAAUAUGGGAUGCCAUAAUUUCACUUAGUGCGCUAUACGAGCGACCACCAAUUCAUGAGGCAUCACCUUUUCGGCUUAUCAAUAACCCUGCAGAGGUAGAACAUCCCCACCACCACGAGGCUCUGGUGUGGUACUCUCGCUCGCUGGCUGCUUUGCGACAGCGCAUGGAAAAUGGCUCAGCUGAUCUAUCAGUACUGCUCACAAGCAGCCUUGACUUUGUGCAGACAAGGGCGGAUAUGGUGAUCAAUGCCUUCCGGCCCACAGACCAUACUUCAAGGAAUAAGGCCUCUGUGAAUAGGGAAUUUUUGAUUUCUGUCAUCAAUCCUAUUUUCCGGCGUUUCGGUACCUGGGCUCUCGUAACAGAUGGUAACCCCAAUAGCCAUCGGUCUUUGGAUUUACUUGACAUGGAUGUGCAACUGUCAUCGAUCGAUGAAGCUCGAAAUGCCCUCCAUGGUAUUGUCAGAGAUAUGAAAAUCCUCAAUGUCGAUACAAAGUCUCAUUGGUCUUUUUCCCUCGAGGAGCGGAUACAUGGUGGCCUGGGUCUUAUUCUUAUAGAGAGACAGAGGGAUCUCAGGGAGCGUCUCAAUCGCUGGCAUAAAUCCUUGAUAUCUCUCUUUCAUGAUGAACAUGAUGGCAACACUGCCCUAUUACUUAUGACUUACACCGGUGUCCUGAUUGAGAUUGAGACCUGUCUUUGUCGCGAUCAAAUGUUAUAUGAUUCUUAUGAAACCGAAUUCGCGCAGAUCAUCAAUCAUGCCCCCACAGCGAUUGCAUCCACCCGAUAUAAUGGCAGUCAACCACCUUUUUUAUUCGAGACUGGUGUAUUUCUGCCACUCUUCAUCACUGCGCUCAAAUGCCGGUUUCCUCAAAUACGUCGCCAGGCCCUACAGUUUCUGCACGAAGCUCCACCUGCCCAAGGUCUUUUCCUGUGCCGUCCGGCUGCUCAUGCUGUCGCCGUCAUUGUUGAACUAGAAGAGGGAGGGAAUCCUGCAGAUCUCGACUGGUUGCAGGGGCCAGGUGACUUAAUUUCCAAAUCAGGAUGUGUCCCACCUUCUGAAAGCCGUAUCUGGGAUUUCAGUGUUUCGUCCGAUAAGGACUUGCAGGGCAUGACGCAAAAAUGGCUUCAUUAUCGUCUUCGGGACUUCGGUAACCCCAACGGCGACAUUAGAUUUAUUCAGCGUACUGUUCUUUUUCCCGGUGCUCAAUCUUAA
Molecule: messenger RNA, 1533 nt
Organism: Penicillium malachiteum
Lineage: Eukaryota; Fungi; Ascomycota; Eurotiomycetes; Eurotiales; Aspergillaceae
Product: Zn(II)2Cys6 transcription factor domain-containing protein
Exons: 2
Coding region: 1-1533 (510 amino acids)
Biological process (GO): regulation of DNA-templated transcription
Molecular function (GO): zinc ion binding; DNA-binding transcription factor activity, RNA polymerase II-specific
Source: RefSeq, a predicted model, not a curated record